AUGUCGUCUCCCUCACCUCAGAACGUCGAGCCAUGCAUCCCUGCCGCCAUCGAAUGGGAAGUAAACCAGAAGCAGCACCAUAUCGCCGAACCCGACCCGCCCAGUCACAGCAUUACUUUCGACAUGCAGUUUUGUGCCGAAACGCGAAGCGCUCUCUUCAAGAUAUACGUUCCGAUAUAUCUCAAGGGCUUUGUCAGUCUGUCGCAAAUAUGUAUUAUCAUCGACCCUUCCUCUCUCGACUCACUCAUAUACACCUUCGAUCCGACAAUCCCAAGUUCAGUGCGUAAGAAGCUCAACUGUACGACUGUCCGGCUUGGCUUCAGGCUAAAACCGGGACGAAAUCUCGUCAUCAUCGCCCCGACAUCCGCGAAUGCGCCCCUUGCACCGAUUCGAGUACAAUCAGGCAAAGUGCUUGAUGCUAUACGAGGGAAGACAAUUCAACUCUCUGGUCACCAGAACAAUGCCCCGCCACCACUUUAUGACAACGACAAUAACGACGAUCGGUCUCAAUCAGCUCUGCCCAACCCAAAGAAACGACUACGACAGAACAGCCAAGCGUCAUCAACGCAUUUGAUAGGUUCUGUCCUGGCCGAGCUCAAAGAACUACGGAUUGCAUAUUCCUUGACGCUAUCCGAUAAUGCACAACUAAAGAAGCGACUUGAGGCCGUGGAAUCCGACGUCGAGCAGUUACAAGGCGAAACCCACCAUACCAGCAUGAAACUAGAGUCGGUUGAUGGCACAGUGCUUGAGCUCGACGAGAACCUGGAGGGAUUGACUGAGAGAGUUGAGGCCAUUGAGGAAAGCAAUCAUGACAGCGACAACAAGGCCAUAUUGAAAGACGAAAUAAUUGACGAGAUCGCGACGCACCUGUGCGCCCAUUAA
Fusarium graminearum PH-1 is the source of this 882-nucleotide messenger RNA. RefSeq lists its product as uncharacterized. The coding region runs from base 1 to 882 and encodes 293 amino acids. The record is from RefSeq and is a predicted model, not a curated record. The transcript is spliced from 2 exons. Lineage: Eukaryota; Fungi; Ascomycota; Sordariomycetes; Hypocreales; Nectriaceae.